This is a messenger RNA of Propithecus coquereli (Coquerel's sifaka), 336 nucleotides long. RefSeq names its product cytochrome c oxidase subunit 6A2, mitochondrial. Gene Ontology annotation, molecular function: enzyme regulator activity. The coding region runs from base 1 to 294 and encodes 97 amino acids. Gene Ontology annotation, biological process: mitochondrial electron transport, cytochrome c to oxygen. The record is from RefSeq and is a predicted model, not a curated record. The transcript has 3 exons. Gene Ontology annotation, cellular component: mitochondrial inner membrane. NCBI's taxonomy places the organism in Eukaryota, Metazoa, Chordata, Mammalia, Primates, Indriidae.
AUGGCUCUGCCUCUGAGGUCCUUGAGUCGUGGCUUGGCGAGCGCAGCCAAGGGAGAACACGGAGGGGCAGGAGCCAAAACCUGGCGCCUCCUGACCUUCGUGCUGGCGCUCCCGAGCGUGGCCCUCUGCACCCUGAACUGCUGGCUCCACGGGAGCCACCGCGAGCGCCCCGAGUUCAUCCCCUACCACCACCUCCGUAUCCGCACCAAGCCCUACUCCUGGGGGGACGGCAACCACACUCUUUUCCACAAUCCCCGCGUCAACGCUUUGCCCACGGGCUACGAACAACCCUGAGGCGCCGGCGGACGCCCGGUGGAGCAAUAAAGUGUGGAAGCU